AUGUCCACGGAACUGAUGGAUGGAACUGUGGAGUGCAGUGUCUGCAACCUGCUCAUGAAUAAUUCAAAGAGGGACUUGAGGAACAGUGAGAAGGCCGUGGGCUCUUGCUCAGCCCAGCGGCAGGUCACAGUUCAGCCAGGGCCCUUGAUUCGAACGGAAGGAUCUCACAUCACCAUCUGGUGUAAUGUGACCGGCUACAAGGAAGGAGUGGAGCAAGACUUUGAGUGGUCCAUGUACCUUUACACCGCUCCCGAUCGAGAGAUCCGUAUCGUGAGCACGUCCCAGCACAGCUACGCCUACGCCUUGUACGCCCAGCGUGUCAACAGCAAGGAGAUCUACAUCGAGAGGCUGAGCGGAGACUCUGUCGUGCUGCACAUCACCAAACUGCAGGCCGCCGACCAGGGCAUGUACGAGUGCUACACCCCAAACACAGACAGCCGCUACCUGGGCUCCUACAGCGCCCGUACCAACCUCACCGUGAUCCCAGACUCUUUGACAGUGACGGCCACUGCUCAAACUCUCUCGAAAGUGGAGGGGGACACUCUACAGCUGAGCUGUGAGGUCACACGUCAGACAUCCCAGCAUACUCAUGUGUCUGUGGGCUGGUAUCUACGUCCUGCUGAUGACCCCAAUUCUGGUCCACGUGAUCUGGUCACUCUGUCACGGGACUUCGUUCUAAGGCCGGGGGGACAGUACCGCCAACGUCUAUCUUCAGGAGACCUGCGGCUAGACAAGACCAGCGCCACAUCCUACCGUCUCACCAUCUACAAACUGCAGCCCACAGACCAGGGAGAGUUCUACUGCGAGGCCUCUGAAUGGAUCCAGGACCCGGAUCGCUCCUGGUACGCCAUGACCCGGACGGAGUCAGAGAAGACGUCUGUCAAAGUUCAGCCCACAGAUCGGGACUUUAGUAUCCAGGUGAACACCGAGCGCCGGGCCUACACGGCUGGUGAGCCGCUGGAGCUCCGCUGCACCAUUGACGCUCAGAAUGUUCCAGAGCGCUUCUUCUCGGUGUCGUGGGUCUUCAGCAGCUCACCCGUAGCCGUGAUCGGGCCCAGCGCCGUGCCCGUACUGGGACCCAACUAUGUGGAGCGAGAAGCGUCCGGCCUCCUGACCGUGCGAAAAGAGAGCCCCUCCAUCCACCUGCUCAAGUUGCAGCGGCUACUGCCGGAGGAUUCUGGGAAAUACAUCUGCAGAGUGACGGAGCGGGAAAAGACCCCCACUGGAGAUUUCAUCGACCGCAGCAAGCGGUCCCGUAACGUUCAGAUCACUGUAACCCCUCUGAGAAGUAACAUCACUGUGUCGUUAUCCAGUAACUCUUCAGAGAUUAUGGAGGGGGAGACCAUUCAGCUGACCUGCGUUGUUAGCAACACUCUGGGUCCCCUGUCAGUGAUAUGGCAGUGGACGGAUAAGGAGGACGUGGGUCCUGCCGUGAACGUGGCUAAUGUGGAUCGUGAGGGCACAGUCACUCCUGGGCCCACGUUUAGGGAGCGCAGCAGCUAUGGAGAGGUUCGGGUGGAGCGGGUUCGGCCCGACACAUUCACCCUGUUGCUGUAUAAUGCCUUCCCCACAGAUGAGGGCCAGUACAGAUGCAGCGCCACCGAGUGGUCCCAGAGUGGAACUGCACCUGACUGGAUUUGGCAGCAGAUUGGAGACGAAUCCGCCAUCAAGACCACUACAGUAAAAUCAGUUGAAUCUUUCUUCUUUGUAUCGGCGUCCUCUCGUACGCCCAGCGUGACGUUUGGUGACUCGUUUGACCUACAGUGCAUCGUGAAGCCACGGCACAAUCCCAACGUUCCUGCUGCGGUCACAUGGCGCUUCCAGCCAGCAGAGGGCGAUGGAGAGUUCCGAGAUUUGGUGACGUUCACGCGGGAUGGCACUCUGCAGUGGGGCGAUCAACUGCUGGGCCUUGGCACGCGUACCACUGUGGAUCGUACGCCCACUAACACCAACUUCCGUCUCAGCAUCACCCGAGCCGGACGCAAGGAGGCCGGGACGUACCAAUGUGCUGCCUUACUUUAUCGGAGGAAUUACGAUGGCACCUGGAGCACGGUGGCCAACCGCACCUCCAACCCGCUGGGCAUCAGUGUACUGCAGCCUGUGAGUAAACUGAAGGUACACAAGUCCAACCAGAGUCUGCAGUUUCUGGAGGACAGUCGGGUGCGUGUCAACUGCUCCGUCACGUCUCAAACCAGCCCGGAUUCUCAGCAUGCCGUGCUGUGGUACGCCCGGAAGGCUGAGGCCGGAGAGCCGGAUGAGCUGCUGUUGAAGAUCAAACACACUGGAGCAUUUGAGUACGGAGCUUACGCUGAGGAGGAACGUCUGCGCAGCCGUGUGCAGUCAGAGACACUCUCUCCUCGGCUAUACGGCCUCACGCUGCAUCGUGCCGAGACCAGCGACUCUGGAACAUACUACUGCCUUGUGGAGGAGUGGCUCACGGACCCUGAUGGAGCCUGGUACCGUCUGGCACAAGACUUCUCCGGCUUCACACAUGUGGUGGUGAGACAGCCAGUGGUGAAGUUACAGGUGGAGGAGGCAGAAUCCAAUAUCACCGUACCUGAAGAUGGAUCAAUCCGGCUGGGCUGCAGCAUUCUGUCUCAGUCCUCAAAAGAUUCCCGCUUCUCUGUAUCCUGGUACGUGUACCGUUUGGGACAAGAAGAGGAGGAUGAGCAAGAGUGUGUCUUUUCCAUCGGCCAUGAUGCAGUGUUCGGUAAUGGGAACUGCAGCCCUACAGAGGAACCCGGUCCAAACUCUCGCCUGCAGUUUGAACGCACCACCUCUGACCUGUACAGUCUGACCAUCCAGAAAGCUCGGCCCAGAGAUGCAGGCAAUUACUACUGCCACGUGGAGGAGUGGCUGCUGAACCCACGCAAUGCAUGGUACCGCCUCGCCACCAACAACUCAGGAGUCACCAUUGCUAAUGUUAUGGAGCAGGUCUCUACCCUACAGUCAGUGGUUUGUUCCAACGACUCCCUCUUCUACUUUGUUUUCUUCUACCCCUUCCCUAUCUUUGGCAUCCUCCUCAUCACGGUCCUGCUGGUGCGAUACAAGAGCCGCAGCUCCAGCAAAAACCAGGAGGGCAAGAACGGAGCGCCGCUCCUGUGGAUCAAAGAGCCCCACCUCAGCUAUUCCCCAACCUGUCUGGACCCCCCAGCCCUCAGCCUUCACCCUGGCUCUGUGGAGUAACAGUGACACAAACACGACCCCGUCUCGCUCUGAGACUCGCUCAUCUACACUCUCUCUCUGACUCCCUCUCUCUUUUUCGUCUCUCCUCGUCCGUGAUGAGGCCACCAGAAAGUAAUCUGGGCUUCUAGCCUGGCCUGACCUU
This is a messenger RNA of Rhinichthys klamathensis goyatoka, 3328 nucleotides long. RefSeq names its product immunoglobulin superfamily, member 3 (gene igsf3). NCBI's taxonomy places the organism in Eukaryota, Metazoa, Chordata, Actinopteri, Cypriniformes, Leuciscidae. The transcript has 9 exons. The coding region runs from base 1 to 3186 and encodes 1061 amino acids. The record is from RefSeq and is a predicted model, not a curated record.